AUGCAAUUGCUGUUCAUUGGCUCGAGCAGAUCUUCAAUGUUCACAGUCAAUGCGGUCAAGGAGAAGAGUGGCGACUUCUCCUUCUCGAUGGACAUAGCUCCCAUGUAUCAAGCAUAUUCGUCGACGCCUCUUGGGCCAGGGGCCUCGCACCCAUUUGCUUUCCUCCUCAUGUCACUCACAUCGUGCAGCAAGUCGACAGAGCCCCUUUCUGCAGCUCUUGACUAUUUGCCUGGAUGCAACAUCAUCUACAACGGCCCGAACUCCGGGCGAGGAUUACGACCGGGCUGUGACCCGAGCAAAGUCCCUGUGAUGCCUUGGAGCAAAAUCUUCGGGAAGAACGCGAUCAGCAUCAGCACCAAGUCCAAGAUGAGCAUGUCUUCGAUAUCCAAGACGACCAGUUCCAAGAGCCAAUCCACGAGUACGACCAACUCCAAGCCUGGUACGACGGCCAAGAAAGAAAAGCUGACUUCGACUCGCGAGAAACGCCAUCCCACUAGGUUGACUUUGGGUCACUGA
This is a messenger RNA of Mycosarcoma maydis (corn smut), 516 nucleotides long. RefSeq lists its product as uncharacterized. Bases 1 to 516 code for a protein of 171 amino acids. Lineage: Eukaryota; Fungi; Basidiomycota; Ustilaginomycetes; Ustilaginales. The record is from RefSeq and is a predicted model, not a curated record. The transcript has a single exon.